Paramuricea clavata is the source of this 4088-nucleotide messenger RNA. The record is from the annotation of a GenBank genome assembly. Lineage: Eukaryota; Metazoa; Cnidaria; Anthozoa; Malacalcyonacea; Plexauridae.
AUGCAGUUAUGUAUAUACCGCGUGUAUAACAGAUUUAUCUUUUCAGAACCUUAUUCGGUGUACAGGGUAUCUUUAAAUGGCAUGACAAGUAUUGGAAAUGGUACAGUAGCUCCUCUCACAGCUCGAACCAACCAAUCAAGUAUGUGUACUGUAGUUUUAAUGUAAUGUUUUCAAUUCGUUAGAUUCGUGUAGUCUCUAAUUCCUAACUGGGUGUGUUAAUACGGUAUCAUCAGCGACAGUGAUGUCUUCACAAAAUAGGUUAUUAACUAGAGUAUAAACUAGAGUAUAGUUAAGAUGUAUUCAUAAAUUACGGGAACCACUGAGUAGACCUAUUUCAUAAUAUACACAACACCGAAUAUUAAAAGCAUUUUUAUUUUCUACGUUUCGACUACAUUUCAGGCAUCUUCAGGAAUGGGUUAAAUUAGAUGUAUAACAAUGUCUUAUACAGCGAACUAUCGGUGCACUGUCGGACCGGUGUUCUAUUGAGCUCACUAUAACUGUAUAUAACAUAUUGUUAAAGAUGUAAUUUAAUCCAUUCCUGCAUGAAGAUAAUUAAAAUAUAGUCGAAACGUAGAAAAUGAAAAUGCUUUCAAUAUUCGGAGUUACCGUUGUUGUGUAUCUUAUACGUAUUGAUAAGGUUCUUGGAUAUCGUUUGGAUAUAAGGUUUUGGGAACGGUAUCAAAGAACUGAAAAGGAAAACUAUAGGCAAUGCACUUCAAAAUUGAUUGUUAAUACGAAAUUGACAAGUUUUCCUGUGCGAAUCUGGGAAUGGAUUCUUAAGUUAUACCACAGAAAACUUUUGUAAGUUUUGCAUUGUUGUUUUUUCAGGUGAGUGCUGAGGAAUUUAGGUUUUGUGUGCCUGUUGUGGCCCGCCCUAGAUAUUUGUAUUGUUUCUUUGAAUUUAUUGUACAAAAGAAAAAAUAUAUAUAAUCAAUAACUUGUUAGGUCUUAAACUUUACGAUAAGUUUAAAGGGUAAUAAACAUUCGCGACGUUACAUUGCAACAUGAAACAUACUCCGAAUAGUAGAAGCUUGUCAUCGGAGUUUCAAUGCAAGUAGACUACGUAAGUAAUUGUCUUUUUGUGUUUCUCCCAUAGCACCUGGUAAGCCUGGAAGCGUUCAGCUGGAACGUAUUUCGUCAACAGAACUCUAUCUAACCUGGACGUCACCAUCUGACCCUAACGGGGUUAUUAUCGGAUACAGGAUUGUCUGGAGCAUUCUGAGAGAUGACAAGAAUAUGUCUGUUUCUAACAGUGUUUCAAAGACUGAAAUCAUAAAUAAUGGAAGUACAGCAUCGUUUGGGAUAGACAAAUUAGGUAAGCAUGGUGGUGCAGGUGACUUUGCAAUACUUUUUUAUAUCAUCUUGUAAAUGCCGUUGGUACAAGCAAAAUUUUUAAAGAAACCCUAAGAUUGACGUUUACAGAAAACUGCUGGUAUUAGAAUAAUUUGCCAAUGAUAUAUAUGUUUUUAUAUAUGAGAUCAUAUUGGAAGUGCAAUAAGCAAUUUUUAUGAUAAGAAAAAAACUGGAAUCCUCACUGUAAAAUUCAGGAUCUCCAGUAGAAAGGUCAAAACGUUUUGUAUGUACUAUUUAAAAAACGAGCAGGAGUGUUUUAUUAGGUUUAAAGCCACGAGCGCGCAGCGCGAGUGGCUUUAGACCUAAUAAAACACGACCUGCGAGUUUUUUAAAUGGCUUCAAAAACGUUUGCAUAAUAAGUCAAAUCUUUAUAUAAAAAUUUUUAUAUAAAAAUCUUUAUAUAAAAAUCUUUAUAUAAAAAUCUUUAUAUAGUUUGCAUAACAAUGGUCUUUUGUUAAAGUGUUCUUUAGCUGGUAUAAAGACGUAUGCACGUGACUAAUUUCCUACUCAAGAUUGGAUAAUUGCUUCAUGAAUUAUUAAUGAGUUUUUGAAGUAUAUAUGCAGUUUUAUAUACCGCGUGUAUAACUGAUUUAUCUUUUCAGAACCUUAUUCGGUGUACAGGGUAUCUUUAAAUGGCAUGACAAGUAUUGGAAAUGGUACAAUAGUUACUCUCACAACUCGAACCAACCAAUCAAGUAUGUGUACUGUAGUUUUAAUGUAUAAUGUUUUCAAUUCGUUAGAUUCAUGCAGUCUCUAAUUCCUAACUGCAUGGGUGUGUUAAUGCGGUAUCAUCAGCGACAGUGAUGUCUUCACAAAAUAGGUUAUUAACUAGAGUAUAAUCUAGAGUAUAGUGAAGAUGUAUUCAUAAAUUACGGGAACCACUGAAUAUUUUCAUAAUAUACACAACACCGAAUAUUAAAAGCAUUUUUAUUUUCUACGUUUCGACUACAUUUCAGGCAUCUUCAGGAAUGGGUUAAAUUAGAUGUAUAACAAUGUCUUAUACAGUGGACUAUUGGUGCACUAUCGGUGUUCUAUUGAGCUCACUAUAACUGUAUAUAACAUACUGUUAAAGAUGUAAUUUAAUCCAUUCCUGCAUGAAGAUAAUUAAAAUAUAGUCGAAACGUAGAAAAUGAAAAUGCUUUCAAUAUUCGGACUUACCGUUGUUGUGUAUCUUACGUAUUGAUAAGGUUCUUGGAUAUCGUUUGGAUAUAAGGUUUUGGGAACGGUAUCAAAGAACUGAAAAGGAAAACUAUAGGCAAUGCACUUCAAAAUUGAUUGUUAAUAUGAAAUUGACAAGUUUUCCUGGGCAAAUCUGGGAAUGGAUUCUUAAGUUAUACCACAGGAAAAUUUUGUAAGUUUUGCAUUGUUGUUUUUCAGGUGAAUGCUGAGGAAUUUAGGUUUUGUGUGCCUGUUGUGGCCCGCCCUAGAUAUUUGUCUUGUUUCUUUGAAUUUAUUGUACAAAUGGAAUAAAAUAUAAUCAAUAACUUGUUAGGUCUUAAACUUUACGAUAAGUUUAAAGGGUGAUAAACAUUCGCGACGUUACAUUGCAACAUGAAACAUACUCCGAAUAGUAGAAGCUUGUCAUCGGAGUUUCAAUCGAAGUAAUUUUUUCUUGUUAUAGUUAACUAAAUUUUCUAUUGGAAAUGUUCACACAAUUCGUUCUCCAGAUGAUUCUGAGGGGAUUGCUUCAACAACUGUAUUAGGCUAGAAAUACAUGAAUGCAGAUAUCCUGAGCAACUUCCCUUUUAUUUGUGCAAGUAGACUAAGUAAGUAAUUGGUUUUUUUGUGUUUCUCCAUAGCACCUGGUAAGCCUGGAAACGUUCAGCUGGAACGUAUUUCAUCAACAGAACUCGAUCUAACUUGGACUUCACCAUCUGACCCUAACGGGGUUAUUACCGGAUACAGGAUUGUUUGGAGCAUUCUGAGAGAUGACAAGAAUAUGUCUGUUUCUAACAGUGUUUCAAAGACUGAAAUCAUACAUAAUGCAAGUACAGUAUCGUUUCGGAUAGAAAAAUUAGGUAAGCAUGGUGGUGCAGGUGACUGUGCAAUACUUUUUUAUAUCAUCUUGUAAAUGCCGUUGGUAAAAGCAAAAUUAUUAAAGAAACCCUAAGAUUGACGUUUACAGAAAACUGCUAUGUAUAUGAAAAUAAUUUUCCAGUGAUACAUAUGUUUUUAUAUAUGAGAUCAUAUUGGAAGUGCAAUAAGCAAUUUUUAUGAUAAGAAAAAAACUGGAAUCCUCGCUGUAAAAUUCAGGAUCUCAUGCAGUAGAAAGGUCAGAACGUUUGAUAAGAGCCUCACAUUUUGUAUGUAGGCCUAUAUAUGCAGUUUUAUAUACCGCGUGCAUGUAUAUAACUCAUUUAUCUUUUCAGGACCUUAUUCGAUGUACAGCGUAUCUUUGAAUGCCAUGACAAGAAUUGGAAAUGGUACAGUAGUUACUCUCACAGCUCGAACCAACCAAUCAAGUAUGUGUACUGUAGUUUCAAUGUACUGUUUUUAAUUCGUUAGACUCUUGCAGUGUCUAAUUCCUAACUGGGUGUGUUAAUGCGGUAUCAUCAGCGACAAUGAUAUCUGCGGAAAAUAGUAUAAUAUUAGUAUUCUCUUUUACAUACGUUUAUUUCUAAUACCAACUGCACGCUACAAAUACUAAUCAGUAAUGAUUUUAUGUGCUCUCAGGUCACAUGACUAUAUCUGUCACUCAAGUCUAUGACAUCACUACACCAUUCCCUUUGUUUUAA